This is a messenger RNA of Cordyceps fumosorosea ARSEF 2679, 4518 nucleotides long. RefSeq names its product membrane bound C2 domain-containing protein. Gene Ontology annotation, molecular function: lipid binding. The record is from RefSeq and is a predicted model, not a curated record. The transcript is spliced from 3 exons. NCBI's taxonomy places the organism in Eukaryota, Fungi, Ascomycota, Sordariomycetes, Hypocreales, Cordycipitaceae. Bases 1 to 4518 code for a protein of 1505 amino acids.
AUGGCUGCCGACGAAGCCCGCGAGGCCAAGGUGGACAAUGCCGUCGCCGCGGCCCAAAACCCCCAGAGCACCGUCACCUCCGACGAUGCUCAGCGCAAGAUGGUCGCCGAGGCUCGCAACUCCGGAAUCCCUGCCUUUUCCUUUGAUCCCGAUGCCAGUCCGGAGCAGAAGCGUGCUCAGGCCAGAGCUGCCAUUCCCGCAGAGCUCCGCCAAUCACGCCCCGAAAGGUCCGUUGCCGUCGUCACUGACAUGGAUGAUGGUACCGGCCCCGUCGAAGAUUUGCCAGAACCCUCCAAAGCAGGCGUCCUCGAUGUCGCCAGAGACGCCAGCGGCAAGCCACUUGGCCUUGGUGCCGACCCUGGCGCCGCAGAGCCUCUGUAUAUGCGCACCGGCUGGGCUCCUAAGAUGGGCUGGCCCUCGCAGAAGACGUUCGAGGCUGAAAGCUUGCUGGACCACUCUACCUGGCUUGAAGGCAGACUCCCCGAUACGCUCUACGGAGACUGGUACCACAAUACCGCCAUUGUCAUCGUCGCCUGUAUCACUUCCUGGCUAAUUGCUGUCCUCGGGGGUGGCCUCGGCUGGGUACUUAUCGUCAUGGCCACGUGUGCCACCUAUUACCGUACCUCCUUACGCCGCGUCCGCCGCAACUUUCGCGACGACAUUAGCCGCGAAAUGGCUCUCAAGAAGCUCGAGACUGACAACGAAUCUCUCGAGUGGAUCAACUCCUUCAUGGUCAAGUUCUGGCCCAUCUACCAACCCGUCCUCGCUCAGACCAUCAUCAACUCCGUCGACCAGGUCCUUAGCUCAUCUACCCCUGCUUUCCUCGACAGUCUCAAGCUCAAGACCUUCACCCUCGGCUCCAAGCCUCCGCGCAUGGAACACGUCAAGACUUACCCUAAGACUGAGGACGAUAUCGUCAUGAUGGACUGGAAGUUCAGCUUCACCCCCAACGACACCGCCGAUCUUACCUCCCGCCAGAUCAAGAACAAGAUCAACCCCAAGAUUGUUCUCGAAAUCCGUAUCGGAAAGGCCAUGAUUAGCAAGGGCUUGGACGUCAUUGUCGAGGAUAUGGCCUUUUCCGGCAUCAUGCGCCUCAAGAUCAAGCUACAGAUUCCUUUCCCUCACAUUGACCGUGUUGAAAUGUGCUUCCUUGGUCGUCCUGAAAUCGACUACGUUUGCAAGCCGCUUGGUGGAGAGACGUUUGGCUUCGACAUCAAUUUCAUUCCCGGUCUCGAAAGCUUCAUCCUUGAGCAGAUCCAUGGCACUCUUGGUCCUAUGAUGUACGAUCCCAAGGUCUUCCCCAUUGAAGUCGCUAAGAUGCUCGCCGGUACUCCCGUUGAUCAAGCUGUUGGUGUCUUGGCUGUCACCCUCCACGGCGCCCAGGGUCUCAAGAACACGGACAAACUCGGUGGCAGCGUCGAUCCCUACGCAGUCAUCACCUUCAACCGUCGCCAGGAACUCGCCAGGACCAAGACCGUCCAAGACAACGCCAAUCCACGCUGGAACGAGACGCACUACCUCAUUGUCACGUCUUUCUCCGACUCUCUUGAUAUCCAAGUCUUCGACAAGAACGACUUCCGCAAAUCCAAGGAACUUGGUGUCGCUACCUUUGCCAUGGAAAACCUCGAGGAGCUCAACAUCCAAGAGAAUGAGCGCAUCGAGGUUCUCGCUGACGGCAAGGCACGCGGUGUUGUCAACUGCGAUUUGCGCUUCUUCCCGAUUCUCGCUGAGAAGAAGCUCGAGGAUGGCACCAUUGAGCCCGCUCCGGAAUCUAACCAGGGAAUUCUCCGCUUCACUGUCGAACAAGCCAAAGAUCUUGACGGCACCAAGAGUCUUGUCGGUAGCCUCAGCCCCUACGCUGAUUUGCUACUCAAUGGCAAACCUGUUCACCAAACCAAGAAGCUCAAGCGCACCAACAACCCCAUCUGGGAUAACGGCUCCAAGGAAAUCCUCAUUACCGACCGCAAGUCUGCCAAGCUCGGUGUCAUCAUCAAGGAUGACCGUGAACUCGCCGGGGACCAAGUCGUCGGCAAGUACCAGAUUAAGCUCGACGAAAUGCUCGAUUGUAUGGCUCAGGGCAAGGAGUGGUACAGCCUAGCGGGCGUCUCCACUGGUCGCGUCAAGAUGAUGGCUCAGUGGCGACCUGUCGCCAUUUCUGGCGUUGCUGGAACCGGCGGCUACCAGACUCCCGUCGGUGUUAUGCGUCUGCACUUUAAACGGGCAAGCGACUUGCGCAACUUCGAAGCCUUCGGAAAAUCCGAUCCGUACGUACGCGUUCUGCUCUCUGGUAUCGACAAGGGAAAAACUGUUACCUUCAGAAACGACCUCAACCCUGAAUGGGACGAAGUCCUCUAUGUUCCUGUUCACUCCGAGCGCGAGAGGCUCACUCUUGAAGUUAUGGAUAUGGAGAAGGUUGGCAAGGAUAGGAGCCUAGGCCUGACUGAACUGGCUGUUGGUGACUUCAUGCAAUUGAACGAACUCGGCGAGUAUCUAGUGCACGAUAGGAAGGAUAACCGUGAGGGUGCUCUCCGUCUUCACGGCAAGGGUGUGCCCAAGGGAACGCUUCACUACACAGCCGCGUUUUACCCCUGCCUCAACAUUGCGGAUCCUAAAGAGGAAGAGGAAGAAAAGGAGACGGCCGAGAAGACCAACGGUGACGCCACGAAGGAAGUUGCCAAGGAUGCGGUAAAGGCGGCCGCAAACGGUACCACUGACAAAACGUCCACCGAAAAGGCUGCCAACGGUGCUACCGACAAGGCUGCUCCCGCUGCCGGACACACCAAGGGCAAACCAAGCGUUGACACAAGUAAAUCUGUCAAGUCUGCCAAGAGUCGCACAAGUCUUGAACAGAACGGUGACAAGGAGACUGGUCCUCCCAGGAUUCACAUGAGUCCCGAGCAGCUGCUCAGAGAAGAGAGUGGUCUGCUCAUCUUCCGCCUUCUCGAAGCGGAAGUGCCUGACACUCCAAGCCAUCUAGAGGUCUGGGUCGACGACUACAUGUACCCUGCGUACACUACCAACAGCACCUCAACCAAGAGCUACAAGUUUGAUGAGAUUGGGGACUGCGUCAUUCGUGAGCUCGACUUUUCCCGACUUACGCUCAAGGCUCGGAAGAAGGGCGAUGACAACGGCGACGUUCUGGCAUCUCUAACCGGCAACACGCUUGACACUCUGAAGCAGUGUCUCAACAACCCCACCAUUCUCAAGCUCAAGUCUGAAGAUGGCAGGACUGGUUCUGUCAAGGUCAGCCUUAAGUAUAUCCCUAUCAAGAUGAAUCUUGAUCCUAGCGAGAGCAUCAACAACAUGGGCAACCUUCGUGUUGACAUCUUGGAUGGUGUUGGUCUGCCUUCCGCUGACCGCAACGGCAAGAGCGAUCCUUACUGCCGAUUUGAGCUCAAUGGGCAAGAUGUCUUCAAGACCAAAAUUAUCAAAAAGACGCUCAACCCUACAUGGAACGAGAACUUUGAGGUGCCUGUUCCUUCGCGAACAGCUGCCAAGUUCAAGUGCACUGUUUGGGAUUAUGAUUUUGCUGAUUCGCCUGACCUUCUCGGUGCCACAGACAUUAGCUUGGCCCAGCUGGAGCCUUUUAAAGCCUACGAGACUCAGUACCCUCUCGACGGCAAGUCUGGUAGUGUACGAAUCAGAAUGCUCUUCCGCCCAGACUACGUCACCCGCCAAAGACAUGGUACCUCGUCAUUUGCAGGCACAUUCGGAGCCCCCACUCGUAUUGUUACUGGCGUUGCCGGUGCUCCCAUCAAGGGCGGCGUCGCGGUUGCUGGAGCUGUCGGCCAUGGUGUUGGAAAAGGUGCCUCCUUUGUGCGACGUGGUAUCUUUGGAAAGAAGGAUAGCAACGGCACUGUUGUCGAGGUCGCCGAGCCUGUUGACGUCGCCGAACCUGGUGGUCUCAGGAAAGCACCUACACUGGAUACGGCUGCUCGAAGGGAUUUGACACCUACUCCCGGAGGCAACCCAUCGCUGCCCAUCCCGUCAAUUGAGACUCCCAGCCCUUCGCACAGGCGCGCUUCUAGCAUUGGCGCUGCUUCUAUCCAGAGCGGCAUGCCUGGUGCGCCGAGCGGGAGCGCCGUUUUCACAAUUGUCAGCGCCUCUGGCUUCCCUGGCUCUACCGAUCUAUACAUCGCCAUCUCGCAGGUUGCUCCAAAGGAGAAGACGGUAGGCAAGACGAAGCACUUCAAGUCUUCCACGGGCGAAUGGUCAUUCGACGAGGAUUUGAGGUUCAACUGCGCUGCCGAUUCUCAGUUCAAAGUUGAGGUCAAGGGCAACCACACCUUUGGCAGCGACGACGCUCUGGGGGAUCACCCAUACUUUGUGGACGAGACGGGCGCAGGUCCCAAGGAGCUUACGAUUGGUGGCGGCACCGUCGUGAUCAGGAGUACGUUCCAGGCCGCUGACUCUGCUAGCAUCAGAGACAGCCCGCGUUCGACUAGCAUCCGCAGAAGCAUGCUCUUGAAGCGAGGCGAGUCAUCACGCGUCAGCCGGGAGACGACGCCAAACCCGUGA